AUGGGUGCCAUGUUUGCCCAGAGACUCACUAUCUUUGUUACAUGGGCCUCAAUGUUUGCAGUUUGCAUGGCCAACAUGGACUGGUUCUUUGGUUUCAACUACACUGAUUGGAGGUUCAGAUUUGGAAAUCAUCACGUAAACAAGACACAACAAGAACCCAAAAAGAUCAUCGUGGGUGGGUCUGAACAUUGGCACUUCGGAUAUAACUACACCGAUUGGGCUUUCAAGAAUGGCCCAUUUUACCUUAACGACACCCUAGUGUUCAAGUUUGAUGCUCCAAAUGCCACCAGUUUCCCACAUAGCGUGUACAUCUUUCCAAACUUGUGGAGCUUUUUGAAUUGUGAUGUAAAGAGGGCUAAGAUGCUUGCGAAUCCCACACAAGGUGGAGGAGAAGGCUUCCAAUUCGAGUUAAACAGGUGGCAGCCUCACUACUUUGCAUGCGGUGAGAGAAAUGGCUUCCAUUGCAACAAUGGACAGAUGAAAUUUUCUGUUAUGCCAAUGCUUCGUCCCUUCUCACCAUGGCCAUGA
Abrus precatorius (Indian licorice) is the source of this 528-nucleotide messenger RNA. RefSeq lists its product as uncharacterized. NCBI's taxonomy places the organism in Eukaryota, Viridiplantae, Streptophyta, Magnoliopsida, Fabales, Fabaceae. The transcript has 2 exons. Gene Ontology annotation, molecular function: electron transfer activity. The record is from RefSeq and is a predicted model, not a curated record. The coding region runs from base 1 to 528 and encodes 175 amino acids.